Acanthosepion pharaonis is the source of this 864-nucleotide messenger RNA. The record is from the annotation of a GenBank genome assembly. Lineage: Eukaryota; Metazoa; Mollusca; Cephalopoda; Sepiida; Sepiidae.
AUGCCUGUUUCUGUACCUCGCUGUCUCUCUCUCUCUGUCUUUCACUCGCAAUUUGUGUCUCUGUAUUACUCUUCUCUCUCUCUCUCUCUCUCUCUAUCUCUCUCUCUCUGUCCUUCACUCUCUCGCUAUGUCUGUCUAUAUCUCUGCCUGUUUCUCUAUAUUGCCGUCUCUCUCUGUCUCUCAUUUGCACCCCCCCUCUCCCUCUCUCCCUCUCUGACUUUCUCUUUCUCGCUCUCUCUCGCUCUCUCUCUCUCUCUCUCUCUAUCUCUGCCUGUUUCUCUAUGUCGUUAUCUCUUUAUCUCUCUCUGUCCCUCACUUGCAGUUUUUCUCCCUAUUUUCUUCUCUCUCUCCCCCCUCUCCCUCUCUCUCUUUCUCUGUCUUUCUUUUCCUCGCUCUCUCUCUGUCUAUAUCUCCGCCUGUUUCUCUAUUUCACCGUUUCUCGCUGUCUCUUACUCUCUUUCUCUUUCUCUGUUUAUCGUUCUCUAUCUCGCUUCCUCUCCAUAUCUUCAUCAAUCUCUCUGUCUCUUUCUCUCUCUCUCUCUCUCUCUCUCUCUCUGUCAUACUUUCUGUCUGUCUUCAAUCUAUCGUACUUAUGUCGUGAGUAUACCAAAAUCUGUCUCCCUAUUUGUCUCUGAAACUGUCUCUCUUCCUCUCUCUCUCUCUCUCUCUCUCUCUCUCUCUCUCUCUCUCUCUGUGUACGUCGAUCUCGUUGCCUGUUUAUCCAUCUCAUUUUCUUUCUCUAUAUCACUCGCUCUCUCUUUCUCUCUGUUCAUCUUUCUCUAUCUCUCCAUUUAUGCCUCUAUCCUCAACUCUAUCUAUCUAUCUAUCUAUCUAUCUAUCUAUCUAUCUAUCUAUCUAUCUUAG